AUGAUUCAUCAGCCUGCCGCUUUUGUGUCCGCCGCCGCCGCCGCCGCCGCGUCAACCCGCCGAGUCCUCCUCAGCGGCAUCCACCCCAGCAACCCCCUCCCGCCCCUCACCGUCAGACUGCUCCACGGCCGCCUCCUCCGGCUCGACAUCCUCGCCGACCUCUCCCAGUUCCUUCUCCGGGCGCUCUCCUCCUCCGGCCUCCACCUCCACGCCCUCGCCCUACACUCCCUCUUCCCCGACCCUCCGCACCUAACCUUGCCCUUUGCCCUCAAGUCCGCCUCCCGCCUCCCCAACCCUCUCCCCGUCGGCGAGCAGCUCCACGCCCGUUCCCUCAAGCUCCCCUCCCACUCCAACCCCCACGUCCUCACUUCCCUCCUAAGCCUCUACGCAAAAUGCGGCCUCCUAGACCACGCGCGGCAAGUGUUCGACGAAAUGCGCUGCCCCAGCACAGUUUCUUGGACUGCGCUCAUCGCAGCCUACAUGAACGCGGGGCGCGACAGAGAAGCCGUGGCUGCUGCGAGGGACGCGUUCGCGAGCGGGGUGCGUCCGGACAGCUUCACGGCCGUGCGGGUCCUGACGGCGUGCGCCCGGGUCGUGGACCUGGACACUGGGGAGGCGGUGUGGAGGGCGGCGGAGCGGGAGGGGAUUGCGACCAGUGUGUUUGUGGCCACUGCAGCGGUAGAUUUGUAUGUCAAGUGCGGUGAGAUGGCCAAGGCAAGGGAGGUGUUUGACAAGAUGCCGGAGAAGGAUGCGGUGGCUUGGGGUGCUAUGGUCGGGGGAUACGCUUCCAACAGUCACCCCCGAGAGGCUCUGGAGCUCUUCUUUGCAAUGCAGGCUCAGGGAGUGCGGCCAGAUUGCUACACGUUAGCUGGUGCGCUCUCGGCAUGCACACGGUUGGGUGCGCUUGAUCUGGGACGGCAGGCAGUUGGGGCGGUGAAUGGGGAUGAGUUUCUUGACAACCCAAUCCUAGGGACUGCGCUGAUCAAUAUGUACACCAAGUGUGGGAGCACAGGCGAGGCGUGGGUUGUGUUCCAGCAGAUGAGAAGGAAAGACGUUAUUGUUUGGAACACGAUGGUCUUGGGACUCGGCAUGACUGGACAUGGCAAGACUGCGUUCGCCCUUGUUGGCCAGAUGGAGAAGUCAGCUGUGAAACUGAAUGACAAUACUUUCAUCGGCAUUCUCUGCAGCUGCGCUCAUACUGGCCUUGUAAAAGAUGGACGGCGCUACUUCCGUAACAUGAUUCAGUUAUACCACAUCAUCCCUCGGAUUGAGCACUACGGUUGCAUGGUUGACAUGCUCAGCCGUGCUGGAUUGCUCCAGGAAGCUCAUCAGCUUAUUAAUGACAUGCCAAUGCAGGCAAAUGCUGUCGUGUGGGGUGCACUUCUUGGUGGCUGCAAGAUCCACCGGGACACGAAGCUUGCAGAGUGUGUCUUGAAGCAGCUCAUCCUGCUAGAGCCCCGAAAUUCAGGAAAUUAUGUCAUGCUCUCGAACAUCUACUCUAAGAGCAACAGAUGGGAGGAUGCUGCAAAGCUUAGAUUGGAUAUGAAGGCGCAUGGGGUUGAGAAGGUCCGUGCAUAUAGCUGGGUUGAGCUUAGUGGUAAGGUUCACGAGUUCUGUGUUGGAGACAAGUCGCAUCCCCUCAUGGAUCAAAUUUACAAAAAGCUCGAUGAAUUAGGCAUGGAAAUGAAGAACAUGGGUUACAAACCAACUACUGAUGUGGUGAUGUUCGAUGUUGAAGAUGAGGAGAAGGAGCAGACUCUAGUUCAUCACAGCGAGAAACUUGCCAUUGCAUUCUGCCUUCUCAGCACCCCAACUGGGGAGGUCAUUAGGGUCACCAAGAACCUCAGAGUUUGCACUGACUGUCACACUGCUAUUAAACUUAUAUCAAGGAUAGCUGACCGGGAGAUAAUUAUUCGAGAUAACAACCGUUUUCAUUGUUUCAGAGAUGGCUCUUGCUCUUGCAACGAUUACUGGUAGAAGUAAAAGAAAGUGAUGUGUAGUUGCAAAUUUUAGCAGCAUGGAGCCAUCUCCAUUUGACUGGUAAAUUUGAGCCAGCGAGAUAGAUAUACUUACAGAAAACUC
This is a messenger RNA of Lolium rigidum, 2082 nucleotides long. Its product is annotated as putative pentatricopeptide repeat-containing protein At3g08820. Gene Ontology annotation, biological process: RNA modification. The record is from RefSeq and is a predicted model, not a curated record. Gene Ontology annotation, molecular function: protein binding; RNA binding; zinc ion binding. Bases 1 to 1977 code for a protein of 658 amino acids. Lineage: Eukaryota; Viridiplantae; Streptophyta; Magnoliopsida; Poales; Poaceae. The transcript has a single exon.